UCUACAUAUUGAGACGCAGCAGGUUUGACCCCCUGACUGACCGCUGCACCAGCGCUGAGAAGAAUCAGAAAACGGAUUACUGCAAAUCCUCACAACAGAAAAGCGAGAUUGCGGACUUCACCCGCAGUGUCAGCGCGGGUGUGAGGGCGUAGGGCUCGGCAGAGAGGGGGUUAAGAGAGAGAGAGAGAGAGAGAGAGAGAGAGAGAGAGAGAAAGAGAAAGAAAGAGAAGUUCCGGUGAGCCGGUCCGGUCCUCCGUUCAGUUCAGCGUCCGUUCCGUCCAGAAGCUGUCGGUGCUUGCGCGUUAACGUUAUAGUCACAGUAUAUAGGAUGUGCUAAUCUGCGCAGAACAACAACAAAGAAACAGCGCACGGAGGGAGAGUUAGUAAGACAUUCAUCACAGGGAGAGAAACACAGAAAAGCAAAGAUGUCCAAACCCAACUACUCUGGACUUUACCACAUGGUGUCUCAGGAAAACUUCGAGGCCUAUCUUGCUGCUUUAGAUGUUAAUUUUGCUCUGAGGAAGGUUGUGUGCAUGCUGAAGCCCAGUAAGCAAAUUGAGCAUGACGCCAACACAGGCCACAUGAAGAUCAAGACCAUGACCACAUUCAAAAACUUUGACAUGGACUUCAUGCUGGGCAAGGAGUUUACUGAGGACCUGGGACCUGUCGACGGGAGAAAGUGCCAGACCACGGUGGACUGGGAGGGUGAUAAGCUGUUGUGUGUGCAGCGAGGAGAGAAGGAAGGCAGGGGAUGGACUCACUGGCUGGAGGGAAACCUGCUCCACCUGCAGCGAUAUUGGGGGAAAGCAGAACGUAAAAUGUGGUCUGGGCAAAAGGAGCUGCGGGUGAAGAAUGUGGUGGCCAAGCAGGUCUUUAAGAAAGUAGAAUGAGAGGCUGGUUGUGGGCCCAGAGCAUCAUGGGAACUCUGAUUUGGAUUGAGGAGAAACCAAAAGAGCGAGCAUGAUUCAGCCACAACACAGCUCAGUCACCAAACAACAGGAAGUAGUGUUUAACCAGAGACUACAACAGAAAGAACAGCAGCCCUCAAUAAGACUUUACUUGAACACAACCACACUAAACUUUCCCCUUUUAAUCAGUAGCUUUUAGGGUGUAAAUGGAAUUAAAAGUGAUAAACUUACUUGUAUCCUCCAGAACAGCUCUCAUCUCCGGAGUGGAAAUGGCCAUGUGGAUCACUACAAAAAGUUACAAAAGCUUUUAACAUCCUCUGAGUUUUAGUGGGGGUUAAACUGGUUAGCAGUGUUCCAGCUAGCACCUGUCCAACAGUGCUGGUGCUAGGCCACGCCUGUGUAGUACAGCUUACAUUUGUUUUUUUAGAUAACUUGUGCAGUGUCUGAUGGACCACAUUAGUGAAAUGCCCCCAUUCAGUUUAGUAUUAUCGCUGAGCGUCCUGCUUUUGGGUCUCCUGUUAUUAAAUAUAAAAGCUUUCAUUCUGA
Molecule: messenger RNA, 1454 nt
Organism: Colossoma macropomum (tambaqui)
Lineage: Eukaryota; Metazoa; Chordata; Actinopteri; Characiformes; Serrasalmidae
Gene: rbp5
Product: retinol binding protein 1a, cellular
Exons: 5
Coding region: 426-890 (154 amino acids)
Biological process (GO): fatty acid transport
Cellular component (GO): cytosol; nucleus
Molecular function (GO): fatty acid binding
Source: RefSeq, a predicted model, not a curated record